CACUAGAGAGCAGCAAUACACCGACACACCGGAUGUUAGUCACCGUUAAACAGCACAGAGAAGAAGAAGAGGAGGCGGUGUGCUGGUUCUGGUUCUGUCUAAAACUCUUUGUUCACGAACCAUGCGGUAAAAGGUGAGGCGUUGCCAUGGCUACCCAGAGAGUUCUCCCUCAGAGCAAAGAGACUCUGCUGCAGAACUACAACAAGAGGCUGAAGGACGACAUCAAGUCCAUCCUGGACAACUUCACGGAGAUCAUCAAGACCGCCAAGAUAGAGGAUGAGACGCAGGUUUCCAGGGCAACCCAAGCGGAGCAGGACCACUAUGAGAUGCACGUGAGAGCAGCCAACAUUGUACGAGCUGGCGAGUCUCUGAUGAAGCUGGUGUCCGAUCUGAAGCAGUUCCUGAUCCUGAACGACUUCCCCUCCGUGAACGACGCCAUCAGCCUCCAGAACCAGCAGCUGCGCUCGCUGCAGGAGGAGUGCGACAAGAAGCUCACCUCGCUCCGCGACGAGAUCGCCAUCGACCUGUAUGAGCUAGAGGAAGAAUAUUACUCCUCCAGGUACAAGUAGGCUCAUACAUGCCAAACACCCCCACCCCUCCUCCACCCAUCCUGCCGCUCCAUGUACUGCCUCACCAUUUUACUAUUCACUGCUGAGCCCGAGGAAGGGUUUAAGUUCUGCCGAACAGCACCAUUCAUCCAUCCACACCAAUCAUUCUGUGAGGUUGUCGUGAUGGAGCUCAUCUCACUAAGUGUCUUUACAUUGUUACUUAAAGUGCCUUGACUUUUUUAAAUUGCUCUAUGACGUGUGUCCGGUUUAAACGGAGAGGCCUUCAGUGUUAAAGGUGAACGCAGCUGAAUAUUAGCAGUGUAAACUUCAACUACGACAAUUCAACAUGUUUUUUUGGUCAGACUCUCGUCAGAGUUUCCUGAUCUGCACAUGGGAGAAGAUGCACGCUUUAGAAGAAUGUUCAGUAACAAGGCCUUUACUCCCACUUCAUUUACAACUAAAAUAUUUUAAAGUAAUGAUAUUAAAAUACACUUAAAAGCUAUCAAUGGAUUUUUAUUGCAACACAAAGCUUUGUAGAGAAACUCCCUUUUUAGAAGAAUUGAAAUGAAACUUUAUGAGAAUAUAGAUUUUUUAUAAUCGUGUCACUCUUUAAAGAUUAUUUAUACGUAGUAUUUAAAUGACAAAUGUAAGGGUGAUGACCUGUGUGGUAGAUUUUAAGGAGUUUUCUGUUGAAGCGAUCAGGUCGAUUCCGUCCUCAAAGACCCGACGCGUGACUCAAGCUGUAACCAUACACGCCAUCACACGUGGUGCGCUUGUACAUGUGUACCAGUUUGUGCCAGUAGACCCAGAGUGAUUUUUAAGAAAUAAAGCCCGAGACAAAACACUGCA
Molecule: messenger RNA, 1397 nt
Organism: Larimichthys crocea (large yellow croaker)
Lineage: Eukaryota; Metazoa; Chordata; Actinopteri; Sciaenidae
Gene: med22
Product: mediator complex subunit 22
Exons: 4
Coding region: 147-569 (140 amino acids)
Biological process (GO): regulation of transcription by RNA polymerase II
Cellular component (GO): mediator complex
Molecular function (GO): transcription coregulator activity
Source: RefSeq, a predicted model, not a curated record